Cutaneotrichosporon oleaginosum is the source of this 933-nucleotide messenger RNA. RefSeq lists its product as uncharacterized. The record is from RefSeq and is a predicted model, not a curated record. Gene Ontology annotation, cellular component: membrane; endomembrane system. Lineage: Eukaryota; Fungi; Basidiomycota; Tremellomycetes; Trichosporonales; Trichosporonaceae.
UCGCUCGCUCGUGUGACUCCAUUCCUCACGACGCGACUGUUCUCCUUGUUCUCCUUGCUCUCGUGCUUUUGCUUGCUCUCGCUUGCUCUCGCUCUCGCUCGCUCCAGCCUGCAGCCAGCCCACGCUCCCCGCCCACCGCCAUGACCCACGCCCACGCCCCCCCCUCGGCAGCAGGCACCGCCGCGCGCUUCGCAUUCCACACCGCCGUCGUCGCAUACAUGCUCCACAGCUACUUGUCCAUCGCGAGCGUGAUCGGCAAAGCCAUCGAGGCCGAGUACGGCGGCGACCUCCAGUUCCUGACCGUGUGCGGGAUGAUCACGGCCACGGUUGCCAUGGGUCUCAGCGCCGUGCACGACCUCAUGCCCUUUCCGGCGUUGCAUGGCGCCAAGCGCCUGUUCGCGCUCGCGGCCAUGCCCGUUGAGAUCACCAUCAGUGCUAUAUACUGGCCGCUGAUCAUCCUCGCGCCGCAGCUCAUGCUCCCGCCCGACCUUGCGGCGGCGCCCGACGCCGACAUCACAGCUGCGAGCGCCGACGCGCCCCUCGUCUUCCUCCCGCUGUGGAUGGACUUGGGGCUGCAUGCUGUCCCUGCUGUGUCGCUCAUUAUUGACUUCUUCUUCCUCGAGCGCAAGUACCGCCCCCCCAUGUCGACGUGGGUCGCCUUCGCCGUCGCCGCAACGUUCAGCACCGCAUACGUCGUGUGGGUGGAACACUGCGCGUCCAUCAACGGCCACUUCCCCUACCCCUUCUUGACGAUCAUGUCGUUCGAAGACCGCACAAAAAUAUACGCAGCGUCGGCGCUGUUUGCGCUGCUUGUCUUCCGCGGGCUGAACGCGCUGCACAAGUAGGCCCCAAGUAGGCAAGCCGUGUGCGAUUGCCAGACCAGCUCACAGCCACGUGCCUGCAUGCAGAUGACCUCGCGGUCUCAUGAUCUAG